Molecule: messenger RNA, 1575 nt
Organism: Arachis stenosperma
Lineage: Eukaryota; Viridiplantae; Streptophyta; Magnoliopsida; Fabales; Fabaceae
Product: replication protein A 70 kDa DNA-binding subunit B-like
Exons: 10
Coding region: 1-1575 (524 amino acids)
Biological process (GO): DNA recombination; DNA replication; DNA repair
Cellular component (GO): nucleus
Molecular function (GO): DNA binding
Source: RefSeq, a predicted model, not a curated record
AUGGGUGAGAGGUGUGACUUUCUUGAAGAAAUCUCCACAAAGAGAGCAGAUUGGAUCAUUAAGGUUUAUGUUGUAAGGAUGUGGUAUGGUCCUCCACGCCCAAAUAGUAGUGAAGCUGGUGCUUUAGAGAUUGCAUUGCACGACUUGAAGGGCAGCAGGAUACACUGCACGAUUCCAAAAUUAGUGGUGCGACUGUUCCGGCCCAUUCUGUCGGAGGGGCAGCUAUAUAGUAUUUCUUCUUUUAUAGUCCAAAAGAACAAUAUGUGGAUGAAGUGCAGCUCGCUUCAGUAUAGGAUCACCUUAUUACAAAGAAGCAUGGUUGUUCAUAUCCCUCAACCGCUCUUUCCGUUUCAGCCAUUUACAUUUAGGAGUAUUGCGUCUAUCCUGCAAGAAGAAAGGCUUGAUCAGAAUUUUCUUUUUGAUGUGCUAGCAGAGGUUAUAGGGAAGGAGGACCCAAAGAAUUUGGUUACCAAGCAAGGGCAGGAAAGCAAGCGGUUAGGGUUGUUAGUGGAGGACCUUGAGAAGAAUUCUAUCAAUUGUACCCUAUUUGGUUCACUGGUAGAUUUGAUCCAACCCUAUUUAGAUGGUGAUAAGACUGAACCUCUCAUAGUUGCAUUCCAACUAUUUAGAGCAAAAGAAUGGAAUGGGAAGAUUAGUAUUCAGAGUAGUUUUGACACAUCUAACAUCCACAUAAAUCCCAAUAUUAAGGAGGCCGAACUAUUUAAAAAGAGUUUGGUGGACAGCACUCAAGGUGAUAGUCAUUUUUCAUCCCAGAGAAUAAGUCAUAUGUCAUCCAGUUCAUAUCGAUCUGCUAUCGAUGAGCUCAGAAAAGGGAUAUGCAAAGUUGAAACAAUAGACAGUGUGUUGAAUGCAAGUGAUGUUGGGUUUAAAUGGAUACUAUGUAUGAUUGUUGACUUUGAUGUCGGGAGGAAUGAUUGGUUCUUCAUAGCUUGCAAGUAUUGUCAUAAAAAAUGCAAAAAGAUAGAGGAGAGAUUUGAAUGUGACCAUUGCCGCAAGAAGGCCGUUCAGGUAGACUUGCGGUAUAAGCUUCAAGCUUAUGUUUCUGAUGCAACUGGAAGUAUGUGUGUAGUGUUGUGGGAUACCGAAGCAAGCCAAAUUGUAGGGUUGAGUGCAACCAAAGUCAGAGAAAGUUAUAGUCAGGAUGAUUCUGAUGAUUCUUACCCGGAGGUGCUGAAGACGGCCUUGGACAUGAAGUUGCUAUUAAGGAUUAAUGUGAAAAGUAGUAAUUUGAGUGGUAAUGAGAAUGUCUAUAAUGUCACAAAAGCUUGCCUUGAUGAGCACCUUAUCCAUAAAUAUAGCCAGUCUGUAAAUGAACAAUCUAUGGAGGGGUUGGAUAAUGUUACUAGCUUGGAUUGUACCACUGAUGUUGUUUAUCUUGGUGAUGAUGAAUCUGUCCAAGGUGGACAGACAGUUACCAGCGGCAAGGGAAGAGCUAAAAGGAUUGAUGCAGGAAUUAUAGGAGUAGUUGCGAAAGACUUGGAGAGUAUACCCAUAGGGCAGUUGUCAAGUACUAAGAAGCCAAGGUUGAGUAUUAAGAAAGAAAAGAAUCUCUAG